AUGGGUGUCCCAGCUCCAUCUAAGCUUCAAUUAGCCCUGGCUUUGACGCUUGUCAAGCACAAGCCCCCAGAGCGAGACCUCAAAGACUACAUCUUGGAAGUUCGACAUUUCAUUAAGUAUUCCAAAGAUCAGGGUCAUGGUGGUUCAAUGGACAAGUUCUUCGACAGCGUCUCUUUCUGGCAACAGGCCUAUGAACAGUCAGAGGCAAAGCAGAGCAAAUUGCAAGAUCAGGUCCACGAGCUUCAACAGAAGAUUGAUGAUCUUGUCUGGAAAUUGCGAGUACAGGACACUGGUGGCCUCGAAACCACCCAGGCCAACAAACGCAAGGCGCCGUUCGCUGGCACAAACGCCGGUAGUCCAGAUGAAAUCAACAAGCGCGUGAGGCUACCAGGCGCUCCCAAGCAAGCAUAUUCAUUGAUGGACAGUAAUGGACCCGGUGAUGAAAAUACUUUGUGUAUCAACAGACAGAUAUACACGCUCCAAAAAGCCCUCCAGAAAAGGCCCACCCCUUCUUCGCUUGGAAGCUUGGCCACAGCCGCAGUUAUUCUAUGCAAGUCCGCAGAGCAGAAACUGAUCCUGAUGGCCCAAAACACGAGCUCGGCACAGCAUACUCAGAGAGAAAUUGCGGAGUCGACCACACCAGAGACCGAAGCGAUCUUCAAUGGAGUGACACUUGCUUUUCAUCUCGUGCACAAGUCAUUGAAAAAACUUGCUGCAAACGAGAACGGAAAACAACACCAGGCUCAGGUCACCUACUACUUGGUUGGCUUGUUCGAGUCCAUCAUGACAGCACUUACCUUGCGUUGCACCUGGCUUUCCAACCAAAGCAACAAAGACCAAGAUACAGUCGAUAUGGAAGCACUAGCAUCUCACCUAGGAGACUUGCUCUGCACAAUGGCACUUUCCCUGGAUCUGGCACGCUUGGCGGACCAAGAAGUGAUGGAAGGAUUCCUCUUCCUUCUCCUUCGUCGCAUUGGAAAUAUGCUGGCUCUUCAUGUCUUUCAUGAUAUCAGACUUCCCAUGGGUGUAUGUCCGGGCAUGUCAUUCCCCGAAGGUCUAGAGAAAAUGACAGACGAAGGUCUCACGCCGAGUCAAGCGCAGAUUGAAACCAGAUAUCUCGUCCGGCUUCUCGGCAGAAUAUUUGAUGUUGAGCCCCACCCAUCCACGAAAGCUUUGGCUUUUAGCCAAUUCGUUACAAACGCUAAGGAUCGGUUGCAAAAAACGCUUCUACGAGCCGUUUUUGGGUCUGAUGAACACAUGUUUCAGGAGGUCUUGCGACGCCCGAAAACACCACCUCCACUUGAUGGGUUGCCAACGGAGCAGGAGAAAUUUACAGACUGGCUGACGCAGGAGCUGUGGCGUUUGGUUGGCUGGGAUAUGCUGAAGACUGUGUUUGUUUCCAAAUGA
Penicillium brevicompactum is the source of this 1407-nucleotide messenger RNA. RefSeq lists its product as uncharacterized. The coding region runs from base 1 to 1407 and encodes 468 amino acids. The transcript has 3 exons. The record is from RefSeq and is a predicted model, not a curated record. NCBI's taxonomy places the organism in Eukaryota, Fungi, Ascomycota, Eurotiomycetes, Eurotiales, Aspergillaceae.